This is a messenger RNA of Striga hermonthica, 1164 nucleotides long. The record is from the annotation of a GenBank genome assembly. NCBI's taxonomy places the organism in Eukaryota, Viridiplantae, Streptophyta, Magnoliopsida, Lamiales, Orobanchaceae.
AUGAAGGGUGAAUUUGGGAGGAUGAGGUCCAGGUCCCAUCGUGUGGUCGAGGAUCGUCAUGUGUGUGUCGUUGAUGCUAUGCGGCAAAGUUGUUGGGCUAAUAUGCCGUCCGAGCUUUUAAGGGACGUGCUUGCUCGGAUCGAGGAGUCUGAUUGUAAUUGGCCGCAAAGGAGAAAUGUGGUUGCUUGCGGUGGUGUUUGUAGGAGUUGGAGAGAGAUUAUGAAGGAAAUAGUGAUGAAUUUGGAAGUUUCUGAAAAAUUGACAUUCCCUAUUUCUCUGAAGCAGCCUGGUCCUAGGAACACCGUGAUUCAGUGCUUCAUUAAGCGGAAUCGUGGGACUCAGACCUAUAACCUUUACCUCAAUUUGAGCCAAGCUUCUAAUGAUGAUGGGAAAUUUCUUCUUGCUGCCCGAAGAUGUAGACGUCCAACUUACACGGACUACAUUAUAUCCCUGAAUGCUGACGAUGUAUCAAAAGGCAGCAACAACUACAUUGGAAAAUUGAGGUCUAAUUUCUUGGGUACCAAGUUCACAAUUUAUGACGCCCAGCCCCCAAAUGUUGGAGCUAAAGUAACCAAAUCUCGUUCCACGAGAUUAGUCGGAUUGAGGCAAAUUUCCCCUAAAGUCCCUGCUGGCAACUUCCCAGUGGUCCACAUAUCCUAUGAGCUGAAUGUCCUGGGUUCAAGGGGCCCGAGACGAAUGCAGUGCAUAAUGAAUGCCAUACCUGCAUCGGCAGUCGAGCCUGAUGGCGUGGCCCCCACACAGACCGCAUUUGUUCCUGGCAACUUCGAAUCUUUCCCUUCUUCACUCCCUUUUUUCCGGUCAAAGUCAACUCGGGUCGAUAGCUUCCGAUCCGGGCCACUGGUGGGACCCAAGGAUGAUGCGCUGGUUUUAAAGAACAAAGCGCCUAGGUGGCACGAGCAGCUUCAGUGCUGGUGCCUUAACUUCAACGGGCGCGUGACAGUUGCCUCUGUCAAAAAUUUCCAAUUGGUGGCUUCGGUGGAGAAUAACCGAGGUGAUGUGCAGGAGCAGGAUAAUAAUGUUAUUCUCCAGUUUGGUAAGGUGGGGAAGGAUAUCUUUACCAUGGAUUAUCAGUAUCCGAUCUCGGCCUUCCAGGCAUUUGCGAUUUGUCUUAGCAGUUUUGAUACUAAAAUCGCUUGCGAGUGA